AUGGCUGACCAAGUUGCGGUGCUGCCAGUCCCAAACUUACCCCUCCCCAUACUCGCCCAACCAGAAGACCUCUCAGAGGAGCUCUCAGAAGGUCGCUCAGAAAACCAUUCAGAGAGACUCGGCGAUUGGGAUUUCCGUGACCCCAAGCCCGACGAAAACCCCAUGAUUAGCUACAGCUCACCAACUGUGACACUCCUUGUCGGCCCAGAAAAGGUGGCGAUGAUGGCCCACAGAGCGUUCCUUACAAAUUACGAUGGCUUCUUUGCGACUUGUCUCAAAGAUGAUCGCUUUGCGGAAGGUAUGAAGAACAAGAUCAGUCUCCCGGACGAAGAGACCGAAAAGAUCGGCAAAAUUCUCAUGUUUCUGUACACUGGUAAACUGUGGAGCCCUUUGCCAGACAGUGUCGCUUGCCCAUCGAACACAGAGCUCGUUGAGUUCUACACACUCGCUGACAAGUAUUGCCUCAAGGAGUUGGCCAAUAUCGCUGUCAACUACGUGGGACCUGGACGCUGGUGUCAAGAGCCCUUCCCUUGGUCCCUAUUCAAGCGUUUGAACGAUUCUGUGCUGCGAGGUAGUAUGAUGUGGUCAAAGUUGGUAGAAUGGGUAUGCCGAGAGAUCCUAUCCGACCACAACAGCGAUGAAUAUUUAGGAGAGCUUCGCUCAAUCGUUGACGGUCUUGGAUCAGAUCCUUCUGCUGCCAUUGAUUUCCUCCGCGAGAUCUCGGAUAUCAGGACAGCAAGAGCAGGAGCAGUAAUAGCAUGGGCAGCAAGUGAAGGAGAAGCAGGAGCAAGUGCACACGGCUGGGACAACUCUCCUAUUAGCCACAGCGUCCUAUAUGCUGAUCAUGGGUGUUUAAUAGAGCUUGACUCUAUUCUCAAUGCCGGCUUUAGACUAGAGAUCGCUAUUACCAUUGAACUCCUCCACGGUAUCUCAGAUCAACGGAAAGCAACAUUAAAUGAGCAUUCCUAUAUGUGGUGA
Messenger RNA from Exophiala aquamarina CBS 119918, 978 nucleotides. RefSeq lists its product as uncharacterized. The record is from RefSeq and is a predicted model, not a curated record. Lineage: Eukaryota; Fungi; Ascomycota; Eurotiomycetes; Chaetothyriales; Herpotrichiellaceae. Gene Ontology annotation, molecular function: protein binding. The coding region runs from base 1 to 978 and encodes 325 amino acids. The transcript is spliced from 2 exons.